This is a messenger RNA of Phytophthora sojae, 357 nucleotides long. RefSeq lists its product as hypothetical. The transcript has a single exon. The record is from RefSeq and is a predicted model, not a curated record. NCBI's taxonomy places the organism in Eukaryota, Oomycota, Peronosporomycetes, Peronosporales, Peronosporaceae. The coding region runs from base 1 to 357 and encodes 118 amino acids.
AUGCGGCCGUUCAAUAUUCUGAAGGACAAGUAUUUCCGGAAGUACUCCCGUUUUCUGAACUCUGUCGAAGGGUAUAUCAAGCCGGCCAAGCCGUGGAAAGCGCGUGAAAAUGUCGAUAACAUCGCCGGUGCACUCCGUGAAACGCUAAAGGAUGAAAUUGCCGAUGAAUGUGACUACUACACUGCGUCGGCCGAUAUCUGGACAUCCAAGAGCAAGCCCGCAUUUAUUUCGUUCACCCUCCACUAUCCCGCAACUUUGAUCUCAAGAACUGGGUCCUCGAGAUUAAGGUGCUACCGGGAAAGCACGACGGACGUCGCAUUGCUAGCUGUCUGGAAAAGAUUAUGGUGUGGUGUGUAA